AUGACUGUCACCGCCAAUCUUCCCAUUAUCGACAUCUCUGGUGAUGAAGCAGAAGUUGCCCGUCAACUAGUUGAUGCAGCCGAGGAACAUGGCUUCAUUUACAUCAAGAAUACGGGCAAAGAUAUCCCGGCAGCUGCAAUAAGCGAGAUUUUUGGUUUGUCUACCAAGAUCUUUGAUUCGCCGUUAGAAGAAAAGCAGAAAUGCACAAUUCAAACCAACAAUCGCGGAUGGUCUGGGAUGCACUCAGAGACGUUAGAUCCUAAGAACCAGCGUGUUGGCGACUUCAAAGAGGCCUUUAAUUUCGGAGAAUUCGUUAACGGGAAGGCUCAACAACCGAUGCCACCGGCAAUUACAUCCGACGAGCCCAAGUUCAGCGCGUUCACAGAUUAUUGCCACAACCUGUGUCUCAAGCUUCUGUAUCUUCUCGGCGUUGGUCUAAACGUCGGAGACUUCUUCUCCUCCGCCCACCUCAGGUCAAAGGGUGCCUCUGGCUCCAUUUUACGGUUCCUGCGGUACCCUCCCCCAAGCGCUACCAGCCACAAUACGGACGACGUCCGUGCUGGCGCUCACUCCGACUAUGGCUCCGUGACUCUCUUGUUUCGGCUUAAGGGACAAGCUGGUUUGGAGGUUCUCAAAAAGGAUAACACCUGGGCACCUGUUCCAGUGACUCCUUUAGGAACCGAGGACGACCCGAGCCCACCUAUUCUUAUCAACAUUGGGGACUUGUUAUCUUACUGGACCAACGGCCUCUUCCGCAGCACCGUUCAUCGUGUCACUUUCCCCAGCUCUCAAGAGAGCACUGUAAAGGGUGAAACAACCAGCGAACCGAGAUACUCUAUCGCAUUCUUCUGCCAUCCUGUUGGCUCAAUGCCCCUGGAGCCAGUUCCUAGCGAAAGGGUGGCCAAUUUUGUGCCCUCGCAAGACGAUGCCAAUGCCAAUCCACACGCCAAGAAGCAAGUUCUGACAGCGGAUGAGCACUUAUUCAUGAGGCUGAAGGCCAGUUACGGGGAUUUGUACUCGAAAGAAAGUAAAUGA
Clonostachys rhizophaga is the source of this 1035-nucleotide messenger RNA. NCBI's taxonomy places the organism in Eukaryota, Fungi, Ascomycota, Sordariomycetes, Hypocreales, Bionectriaceae. The record is from the annotation of a GenBank genome assembly.